Dovyalis caffra is the source of this 153-nucleotide messenger RNA. NCBI's taxonomy places the organism in Eukaryota, Viridiplantae, Streptophyta, Magnoliopsida, Malpighiales, Salicaceae. The record is from the annotation of a GenBank genome assembly.
AUGGCGGAAUGGAAUGUUAGCGCUGGAGAUGAACUAGAAAAAACUGCUGACAUGGCAUAUAAGUGCACUCAACAGAGGGCGGUAAUUCAUACAAUUGAGAAAAAGGGAGAGAAGGCGGUUGGUGAUUGCACAAGUCGAAGCCAUUGGGCUUGA